AUGUACCAAAGCCCCCAGGCGCCCCUCUUGUGGCUCCGGCAUCUCCAUCUCCAGCGACCAGCGCCUGACGAGGCGGAUCGCAGCGCACGCAGGUGGACACCCUCCUCCAGCGCCGGGGGCUGUUGCGUGCUGGCGGCGGCUGUUAGCGAGCUGCGUACCGCACCUCCUGCGCAUCGCGGUGGCGCACGGCUGAUUGGUACGCGGCGCACUACUGCGGCACACCAUGCGGACACCACGCCCAGGUACCUGCGACCGCCUGACAAACGAUCAACUGCUCGCACGCUCGUGCCGCUGCACCUGGUGCCAGCCAGCACCGCGUCGCAGUGCCGCCCCGCGCGUCGCAAGUACACGCCCGUACUCCACGACACGACCCUGCCCGUCCACUCCAGCUUGGUCUCCAGCAGACCCCCAGCGCCAAGCGGCACCCGCUUUCCUCCAUUUCCAGCGCUGCUGCUCCUCCUCGCACUCCCGCUCACCUCGCUGACCGAUUGCCCUGAAUCGCCAUCACGCUGGCCUCGACUGACUGACGACAACUUCGCCCCGACAAGUCCAGCCGCUCCUCGCUCGCCCGCCGCUCCACGACUCGGCGCCUUCGACCAAAACCGCAGCCAACGGCACGCGCCUCGUCCCCGGCUCUUCCUGCCCGAAACACCAGAUACGGAGCCUGCCGAAGCAGAUCAGGAACCAGGGAUUUGCUCCCCUUCGAGGCGGUCGACCAGCGAAUCCACCAACCCAUCUCAUCCAUCAUCCCUUCGAUAUUCGGCGCCGCCAGUCACUGCUCCGUCAUCCAGCCCGCAGCACCAGCACCAGGGAGUCGCCCGAAACGCGCGACACGUCUUUGACGGUACCCAUUCGCCCUUGUUCACCGGCAGCUUCCACUCGCUUCAUCCCCAUUUUGGACUUUUUGGACCUUCUGGGCCGCCUCUUCCAGCACCGUUUAGGAGGUCGACCCAUGUCCUGAUCUACCGGUAUGCUUACUCUUCUUUUUCCUUUCCCUUCUACUUCUAUUCUGGAUUCUUUUCUUUUGCCUUUUCUCUUUUCUACUCUCCCUCCAGAAUCCUCCCUAAUCCAGAAGAACCCUUUGAUGUUGGCUGUGCUGCUUUGGACUUGAUUUACCAAUAA
Messenger RNA from Trichoderma gamsii, 1122 nucleotides. RefSeq lists its product as hypothetical. The transcript is spliced from 2 exons. Bases 1 to 1122 code for a protein of 373 amino acids. NCBI's taxonomy places the organism in Eukaryota, Fungi, Ascomycota, Sordariomycetes, Hypocreales, Hypocreaceae. The record is from RefSeq and is a predicted model, not a curated record.